Molecule: messenger RNA, 870 nt
Organism: Aspergillus campestris IBT 28561
Lineage: Eukaryota; Fungi; Ascomycota; Eurotiomycetes; Eurotiales; Aspergillaceae
Product: class I SAM-dependent methyltransferase
Exons: 1
Coding region: 1-870 (289 amino acids)
Source: RefSeq, a predicted model, not a curated record
AUGGCCCCUAAACCCGACGCCGACUUCAACCUGGCCAACGGCCAUGGCUACAUGCUGGACAGCCACUUCCGCGCUGCCUCGCGCCUCAACCUCCAGCACUACCUCUGGCGCGAGGCCCUGGGCUACGUCGUCCACCCGUCCAUCUCGCUCCCCAAGGCCAGCGACGCCCAGGUGGCGAUCGCGGAUAUCGCCUUUGGCACGGGCAUGUGGCUCAUCGACGUGGCGAAGAAGUACCCGAACGCGGAGCUGAACGGGCUCGACAUCAACCUCAGCCAGUGCCCGCCGAGCCCGUGGAUGCCCAAGAACAUCAAACUGCAGCACUGGAGUCUGUUCGACGACGUGCCCGAGGAGAUGGUCGGCAAGUAUGACUUUGUGCACGUACGUCUGGUCAUCAUGGUCCUGACCAACGAGGACCGCACGCGCGCCAUGACCAACUUCUACCGUCUGCUCAAGCCCGGCGGCUACCUGCAGUGGGACGACAUGGACUCGGUGCGGACGCGCGUCAAGAAGAUCGACCCGAACAUGGAGACUCCCGCGCUGGACCAGCUGCGCCUGGCGUGCUGGGCGGAAGGCCGCCAUGACUGGAUGCUGGACUUGCCGGCGCUGCUUAAGGAGAUCGGGUUCGCUGAUGCGAAGAUGGAGCUGAACGAUGACGAGGACGAUCUGAUCCGGCCGUUUGGCGACCAGCAUCUGUGUACGAUGGAGGAGUUCGGCGAUCGGUUGGUGUCUGUUGGGGAGAAGGAUGGCGCGAACCGCUUCUAUCGCUUUGUGCAUGAGUCGGCUGCCGAGGGGCAGCGUGGCGCUGCUUUGUGUAUUCCCCGGUUUGUGGUGGUCGCGCGCAAGCCGCCGGUCGCUGAAUUGAAGCUGUAA